Molecule: messenger RNA, 585 nt
Organism: Abrus precatorius (Indian licorice)
Lineage: Eukaryota; Viridiplantae; Streptophyta; Magnoliopsida; Fabales; Fabaceae
Product: stellacyanin-like
Exons: 2
Coding region: 1-558 (185 amino acids)
Cellular component (GO): plasma membrane
Molecular function (GO): electron transfer activity
Source: RefSeq, a predicted model, not a curated record
AUGGAAAAGGUGCUUCUAGUUUAUUUUCUUCUUUGUUCUUUCGCAAUUAUCAGAUGCUCAGCAACUAAUUACAUUGUUGGAGAUAACUCUGGCUGGGACAUUAGCACCAAUCUUGAUACAUGGAUAGCAGAUAAGAAGUUCAAAGUUGGAGAUGCUCUUGUUUUUCAAUAUUCAUCAGGCCAAAGUGUAGAAGAGGUAACAAAAGAAAACUUCUACACAUGCAACACAACCAAUGUUUUGGCAACUUAUGGGAAUGGGAACACAACAGUGCCAUUGACGAGAGCUGGGGACAGGUAUUUUAUAUCUGGAAACAAGUUGUAUUGCCUUGGAGGGAUUAAGCUUCAUGUGCAUGUAGAAGGUGAUGACAAAUCACUAGCACCAGCUUUGGCACCUAAGGCUGUGGCUGGAUCAGAUCAAACGACUUCUACACUUACACACUCUCGAUCAUCAAAGAAAAACACUCAUUUUUCAAAGGGAGCUGUGAACUGUGCAAGGGAUGCGCUUCAGUUAGUUUAUAUUGCUCUUAUGGCCACUGUCUAUGGGAUGCUGAAUAUUUGAGCAUCUGAGGACUACCAUAACAGAAAC